Molecule: messenger RNA, 3701 nt
Organism: Chironomus riparius
Lineage: Eukaryota; Metazoa; Arthropoda; Insecta; Diptera; Chironomidae
Source: the annotation of a GenBank genome assembly
GUUACGUAAUAAGUGAACUUUCCCAUUCAUAAAUGUAAACAUUGAAAUUUCGUGAAACUUGAAAUAAAAACUCUAGAAAGUUACUAAUUAUCGAUAAGUCAAGGCAUAAUCUUUAGAUAUUUUUUUGUCAACUGUAAGUUUGUAACAUGCAAGGUUUAUUAAAUUAUCAAAGAACACAGAAUCUUUAGGUUUAUAGUGAAUUUCGAUCUGAAAUACUGCAUAACCUUUGAGAAAAAUGCCUGCAAUAAAUAAUGAUGAGUUUUGGUACGAUAAUAAGACAUUAAGAAAGCCUAUAAAGCCACUGGAGGAAAAAUGGAAAAUUGUUCCUGCAUUUUUGGCUGUAAAAGGUCUUGUUAAGCAGCACAUUGAUUCCUUCAACUAUUUCGUCAAUGAAGACAUCAAGAAUAUAGUAAAAGCCAACAAUAAAGUUAUUUCCGAUGCAGAUCCUUUGUUCUACCUGAAAUAUCUGGAUGUUCGUGUUGGAAAGCCGGAUGUUGAAGAAGGUUCAAAUAUGUCUAGCAAACAGACAACUCCAAAUGAGUGUCGUCUGAGAGAUCUAACAUAUUCAGCACCAAUUUAUGUAGAUAUAGAAUACACGAGAGGAACACAAAGAGUUGUUCGAAAAGACUUGCUGUUGGGCAGAAUGCCAGUUAUGCUUAGAUCAUCGCAUUGUGUAUUAAGUGGAAAAACAGAGCAUCAGUUGUCGACAAUGAAUGAGUGUCCACAUGAUCCCGGUGGUUAUUUUAUCAUUAGAGGAGCUGAAAAGGUAAUUUUGAUUCAGGAACAAAUGUCUUGGAAUAAAAUGAUUACGGAAAAUAACGGUUCACAAAUUCAGUGUCAAGUAGCUAGUUCCACUCAUGAGAAGAAGUCUCGAACGAAUCUUAUAACAAAACAUGGAAAAUACUACUUGAAACAUAAUUCAAUGACUGAAGAAAUUCCAGUUGCAAUUGUGUUUAAAGGAAUGAAUGUUGUGUCUGAUCAAGAAAUAAUGCAAUUAAUUGGAACCGAUUCAGAAACACAGAAACGUUUUGCACCGUCUUUAAUGGAAGCAAUUGAGCAUAAAGUUUUCACACAAAAGCGAGCACUAGAAUACAUGGGAUCGAAAUUGGUAACAAAAAGAUUUGUUACUGCUUCGAGUAAAUACAAAACGCCUGCAGAUGAGGCAAGAGAAUUGCUUAGUUCCACAAUAUUGGCGCACGUUCCUGUCGAUCAAUUUAAUUUCCAAAUGAAAGCACUAUAUUUGGCAUUAAUGGUUCGUCGUGUUAUGGAAGUGGAAAUAAAUCCAAGUUCUAUUGAUGAUCGUGAUUAUUAUGGAAAUAAGCGUUUGGAAUUGGCAGGAUCACUUCUCUCAUUGAUGUUUGAGGAUCUUUUCAAAAGAUUAAAUUGGGAAUUGAAAAGCAUAGCUGACAAAAAUAUUCCAAAAGUAAAGACUGCACAGUUUGAUGCCGUUAAACAUUUACGAGCAAUUUUGAUAACAUCAGGAUUAGAAUCGGCAAUAUCUAGUGGAAAUUGGACUAUUAAACGUUUCAAGAUGGAAAGAGCUGGCGUCACACAAGUUUUAUCUCGAUUGAGCUAUAUAAGUGCUUUGGGUAUGAUGACAAGAGUCAAUUCACAAUUUGAGAAAACCAGAAAAGUCAGUGGUCCACGUUCAUUGCAGCCAAGUCAAUGGGGAAUGCUUUGCCCAUCAGAUACUCCUGAAGGUGAAGCAUGUGGUCUGGUAAAGAACUUAGCUUUGAUGACACACAUUACAACAGAAUGUGAUUCGUCUUCAGUCGUUCGUCUAGCAUUUAAUUCGGGCGUGGAAGAUGUAAAAUUACUUGGAGGUGAUAUUAUUCAUCAAGAAGGAGUCUUUAUUGUUUUCCUAAAUGGUAACAUAUUAGGAGUAACUCAUGCUUAUCAACGACUUAUUAAUAUCUUUCGUACAAUGCGACGUCGAGGAUGUAUUGGAGCUUUCGUUUCAAUUCACGUAUCUCAUUCUAAAAAGAGCGUCUUUAUUCAUACAGAUGGUGGUCGAUUGUGUCGUCCAUACAUCAAUGUUUUAAAUGGACUUCCUUUAGUCAAACAAAAUCACAUUGAGGAGUUGAAAAUUGGAACAAGAAAGUUUGAAGACUUUUUGGAUGAAGGAUUGAUUGAGUUCUUGGACGUAAAUGAAGAAAAUGACUCAUUUAUAGCUAUUAGUGAAAAGGAUUUAGAUCCAUACAAGACUACACAUUUAGAAAUUGAACCAUUUACAAUUUUGGGUGUUUGUGCAGGUUUAGUUCCAUAUCCACAUCAUAAUCAAAGUCCACGUAAUACAUACCAAUGUGCUAUGGGUAAACAAGCGAUGGGUGUUAUUGGAUAUAAUCAAAGGAAUCGAAUUGACACACUUAUGUAUAAUAUCGUAUAUCCACAAAGUCCAAUGGUACGCUCGAAGACAAUUGAAUUGACAAAUUUUGAUAAACUUCCUGCAGGACAGAAUGCUACAGUUGCUGUUAUGAGUUAUUCUGGAUAUGAUAUUGAAGAUGCUUUGAUUCUUAAUAAAGCAGCAAUUGAUCGUGGAUAUGGACGAUGCUUAGUCUACAAAAGCAGCAAAUGCACAGUUAAACGUUAUGCUAAUAGGACAUACGACAGGAUCAUGGGACCAAUGAAGGAUUUGUCAACAGAUAAAAUUAUUUUCAAGCAUGAAGCUCUAGAUUCCGAUGGAAUUGUUAGUCCAGGUGAAAAAGUCGUCAAUAAAAUGAUUUUGAUUAACAAAGAAAUGCCAACUGUAACCUCAUCAAAUCCCGUGGAACAAAAAGAUGCAGCACCGCAAACAAUGUCAUUUAUUCCCGUUCCUGUUUCUUACAAAAAUGUUGAGCCAAGCUACAUUGAAAAAGUCAUGGUCAGUGCCAAUUCUGAUGAAGAUUUUCUCAUUAAAAUUUUAUUGCGUCAAACGCGUCGUCCAGAAAUUGGAGAUAAAUUCAGCAGUCGUCAUGGACAAAAAGGUGUUACAGGACUAAUUGUUGAACAAGAGGAUAUGCCUUUUAAUGAUUUCGGAAUGUCACCUGAUAUGAUUAUGAACCCUCAUGGUUUCCCAUCUCGUAUGACAGUUGGAAAGACAUUGGAACUAUUAGGAAGUAAAGCGGGUGUACUGCAAGGAAAAUUUCAUUAUGGAACAGCAUUUGGUGGGUCUAAAUGUAGCGAUUUACAGGAUGAACUCUUUGAAAAAGGAUUCAAUUAUUUGGGCAAGGAUGUUUUCUAUUCUGGUAUAACUGGCGAGCCGUUAGAAGCAUACAUCUAUUCAGGACCUGUUUAUUAUCAAAAAUUAAAGCAUAUGGUUCAAGACAAAAUGCACGGAAGAGCUAGAGGACCUCGAGCAGUUUUGACAAGACAACCGACUCAAGGACGUUCACGUGAAGGAGGUUUGCGUUUAGGAGAAAUGGAACGUGAUUGUUUAAUUUCUUACGGUGCAUCAAUGCUUAUUAUGGAACGUCUUAUGAUUUCAUCUGAUGCAUUUGAAGUCGAUGUCUGCAAUCAAUGUGGUCGUUUAGCUUAUUCAAGUUGGUGUCACAAUUGUCGAUCGUCAACUAAUGUUGCGAAAAUUGCAAUUCCUUAUGCAUGCAAAUUACUUUUUCAAGAACUAACAAGCAUUAAUGUUAUUCCGAAAUUAAAACUUAAAAAUUAUUAAAUUUUUAAAAACUGAAAAAAUUUUGGAAUAAAAAUGGAAAAAAUACUGAAUUUAA